CAGCACGCCUACGUCCCGCCGCUGUUGCUGCCACCAUCAUGCCCAAGAGAAAGGCUGAAGGGGAUGCUAAAGGAGAUAAAGCCAAGGUGAAGGACGAACCACAGAGAAGAUCCGCGAGGUUGUCUGCUAAACCUGCUCCUCCAAAGCCAGAGCCCAAGCCUAAAAAGGCCCCUGCAAAGAAGGGAGAGAAGGUACCCAAAGGGAAAAUGGGAAAAGCUGAUGCUGGCAAGGAGGGAAAUAACCCUGCAGAAAAUGGAGAUGCCAAAACAGACCAGGCACAGAAAGCUGAAGAUGCUGGAGAUGCCAAGUGAAGUGUAUGCAUUUUGGAUAACAGUGUACUUCUGGUGACUGUACAGUUUGAAAUACUAUUUUUUAUCAAGUUUUAUAAAAAUGCAGAAUUUUGUUUUACUUUUUUUAAGCUGUGUUGUUAGCACACAGAAUACUCCAUUGUUGUUUUUGGGGGAAGGGGCAUAUGUCACUAAUAGAAUGUCUCUGAAGUUGGAUUAAUGUGAGGAAAACACCUUUCCCUUCUAGUUUUGAGAGACUUCCUCUUCGCUCCCAGGAGGAGGGAUUCCCUGACUUUGACACACAUGGCCACCUUGGCACAAAAGCCUUGUGGUAUGGAAAAACAAAUCCAUUUUUAUGUCCUCUUCUCCCUUUCCAUCCUUCAGCAUAGACUUAACUCCCUUAAGCCCAGACAUCUGUUGGGCUGAUCCCCAGUCAUUGGUUACCAGUGUGUCAGACAAUCUGGACUUUCCAGUGAUGCCACUGAGAUGGCACCUGUCAAAAUAGCAGUGGUUCCAUUUCUAGAUUAUAGAUCUUCAGAUAAAUUCUGCCAUUUUCAUUUCACUUCCUGAAAGUCAGGGUCGGCUUGUGAAAAGUUGUUAAACAACAUACUAAAUGUGAAAUGUCAACCCUCACUCUAAACUUUCCCUGUUCAGAGCAUCAGAUGAAGACUUCAUUAGAUUUUAUAGUAGCUUUCUGAUUUUGGUAGUCCAUUGAAGCAGGGAGUUUGAAAGUUGUUGUAUACUGUUAACGACUGUCUGCCCAUAUCCUGCCUGAAAUGCCAUGAUUGUUUACAGAAAGUAUCUUUAAUCAAGCUGGAUACAGUUUGGCUUGGAAAAAAAAAUUAAAA
Molecule: messenger RNA, 1135 nt
Organism: Symphalangus syndactylus (siamang)
Lineage: Eukaryota; Metazoa; Chordata; Mammalia; Primates; Hylobatidae
Product: non-histone chromosomal protein HMG-17-like
Biological process (GO): chromatin organization
Cellular component (GO): chromatin; nucleus
Molecular function (GO): nucleosomal DNA binding
Source: RefSeq, a predicted model, not a curated record